AUGAAUACUCAAGCUAGAACUUUACUUAUUCAAAAUGGAAUUGAUUUAUCAUCAUCACCACCUCAAGCCACUCUUGAUUAUCCAUCAUUCACUCGUAAAUUUGCAAUUAAUAAUUUAUGCCCAAAAACGAUUAGAAAAUCUAUUGUUUCUAGUCAUCAAAAUUUUGAUUGUGAUUCAUUGUUUUGGGCUAUCAUCAAUCAAAAAGAAACAUUAAAGAGUCUUCGUUUAAGAUUCGUAAACUUAAAUUUUGUUGAGAAGAAUUCAUCACCAAUUGGUCAAUUUAUUUCACUGCAAGAGCUUUCUAUUAUAGAAGACUCCGAAUUACAUAAAUCGGAUUGUUUAUUCUUGGCUUCAUCAUUUACUCAAUUAAUAGUUUUUCAUUAUUCUCGUAUAGGAUUUGCAGUUUAG
This is a messenger RNA of Diversispora eburnea, 408 nucleotides long. The record is from the annotation of a GenBank genome assembly. NCBI's taxonomy places the organism in Eukaryota, Fungi, Glomeromycota, Glomeromycetes, Diversisporales, Diversisporaceae.